Molecule: messenger RNA, 747 nt
Organism: Cotesia congregata
Lineage: Eukaryota; Metazoa; Arthropoda; Insecta; Hymenoptera; Braconidae
Source: the annotation of a GenBank genome assembly
AUGUCUCACGGUGGAAGAAACGAGUGUAGAAUUUACGUAGGAAAUUUGCCACCAGACAUCAGAACAAAAGAUAUCCAAGAUUUAUUUUACAAAUUUGGCAAAGUUACGUUUGUUGAUUUGAAAAACCGUCGAGGACCUCCAUUUGCCUUCGUCGAAUUUGAUGAUCCAAGGGAUGCUGAGGAUGCCGUUCAUGCCAGAGACGGUUAUGAUUAUGAUGGGUACAGGUUGAGGGUGGAAUUCCCUCGAGGGGGUGGCCCGAGUAAUAAUUUCCGUGGAGGACGUGGAGGUGGAGAUAAUAGCCGAGGAGGUCGUGGAGACAUGGGAAAUUCUCGUGGGCGAGGUCCACCUGCACGUAGGUCACAGUAUAGAGUACUAGUUACUGGACUACCUCCUUCUGGUAGCUGGCAAGAUUUGAAAGACCACAUGCGAGAAGCUGGAGAUGUUUGUUUUGCUGACGUUUACAAAGAUGGUACUGGUGUUGUAGAAUUUCUCCGAUAUGAAGAUAUGAAGUAUGCUGUUAAAAAAUUAGAUGACUCGAGAUUCAGAUCCCAUGAGGGUGAAGUUGCUUACAUCAGAGUAAAGGAAGAUCAUGCUACUGGUGAACGUGGUCGCAGUGAAGAUCGUGAAAGAGGUCGAAGUCGUUCACGAAGCUAUAGCCCACGUCGUCGAGGGUCACCAACUUACUCUCCAUUACGACGCAAUUAUUCGCGAUCAAGAUCACGCUCCAGGUCUCGUUCGUACGACUAG